AUGGGCAAAGUUUCCAACAUUCCACUCCCACCAGAGAUCCUCUCUGAGAUAUUCCACCUCGCCAAAGCCAAACGACGACCGUAUCAUCUCGUUCCACUCGAGGUCAUCUUCAGCCAUGUAUGUUCCGAUUGGAGGAACACCCUGCUGGCCGAUAGUCAAGUAUGGACGAACAUCACCAUCCACUCUCCCAAAACACUUCCGAGGGCCCUCGCGUACCUCUCUCGCACCGCGCCGACCUCCGUGGUAUACGUGCGCGUAGAGUUGUAUGAUUGGGAUCGCAAGACACGGGACCGCCAGGAGAGAAACACCUUCCUCGAGUCCCUCAACGCGUUCCUCGAGUCGUGUAUUGAACGAUGCAAGACUCUAUUGAUCUUCACGUACCGCGAAUCCACCUCCAGCGCCAUCGUCAAAAGCCUCAGCGCCUCAGCCGCACCGGAACUGGAAAGGCUGCGCAUUAACAACCUCCCUCCGGACGUGGACAGCAACCCAAGAGACCUGGAGCACCCCGACGUCUUGACUGGAGGUGCUCCUUCACUUCAGUUCCUGGAGAUCGAGGGGAUUCAUUCCUUCCCUCCCCUCGGAAGUCUGGUCACUCUCCAUCUGCACAACUUGAAACCAGACUGGUUCACGUACGAUGUCUUCAAAGAUAUCUCCACGAAAUCUGUCAACCUCCAGAACCUCUCUUUGGAAGCCCAAACGUUCGUCACAGCGUGGCCCAAUGAUACUGCCAGACCUUCGAUUACCCUCAAGUCCCUUCGCUCUCUCAGAAUAACAGAGCAUUUCCCAGGUCUACUCGUCAAGCUCCUACUCACAAUCAACGCACCAAGGUUACAGUCUCUAUGGCUCGUAGCCGAGACCACUUCCUUCGACUUCCUCUUCGAUUCUCCGCAGUUCCUCGCCAGCCAGAGCAAGUUUGCGAACCUCAAAUAUCUAACCCUCGACUCCUACAAUAUGCACUCCCUCCACAAAUUCGGCCUCGUCUUCCCCAACAUCACGCAUUUCUUCAUUCCCGAAGCACCUCUAUUCCACCUCAAGCAUCUCGCCGCUGCCUUCUCUUCCGACCCACCGCUAUGGCCUAAACUCGAAACUCUAGCGAUGACAGCCAAAAGCGACCGAAGGCAAAUGAAUUUGAAGGAGGCCUUGUGUAAGAUUGUUUCGGCGAGAGCGGAGAUGAGGGUUGGGUUGAAGAGGUUCCUUUCGCAUGGGGAUACAGUCGAGUUUCUGAAGAAGCAAGAGUCGGAUUUGUUGAAUGAGCAUUUGGAUAUUGAAGAGUUGUGUACGGAGAAUUUCAGGGAACCGUGGUGGCUUAUGAUGCACGAGAGCCAUCCGGAUUCAAUUGGACUUUCUUAA
Messenger RNA from Coprinopsis cinerea okayama7#130, 1350 nucleotides. RefSeq lists its product as hypothetical. The transcript has a single exon. The coding region runs from base 1 to 1350 and encodes 449 amino acids. Lineage: Eukaryota; Fungi; Basidiomycota; Agaricomycetes; Agaricales; Psathyrellaceae. The record is from RefSeq and is a predicted model, not a curated record.